Messenger RNA from Aspergillus calidoustus, 1842 nucleotides. The record is from the annotation of a GenBank genome assembly. NCBI's taxonomy places the organism in Eukaryota, Fungi, Ascomycota, Eurotiomycetes, Eurotiales, Aspergillaceae.
CGUCCUGUGUUUAUUCACUUAUGCCCCUCUCUCUACAACAGCACUAACCGAUCUCUAGAGGAGAAAUACAAGACUCGUUCUGAGGCAGUCACUCUCCUUCGUGCUCGCACUCUUAGUCGUCUUUCCGACUCGGAUAACCCUCCACAAGACUUAAUCAAAGGUCUUUUAAAAUCGAGUCUUGCUUCUGCUUCCGUUGAAGCACAGCCUGACGCCAUGGUCCGCGGAGAGGCGAGCAUCAUGGACUUUGUGACCCAGAAGAAGCCCAAGAAGAAGAGCAAGGCAAAGAAAAAAAAGAAGGGAGCCGCUGCAAGUUCUGAAGUUGCAACAUGCUCAGAGAGCGAGGCCUUAGAGAAAGAUGCAGUAGCAUUGCCUUCAGCUCAGCCCUCGACUGCAAACGAGUCUGUUGAAGCACCAAAAGCCCCCAAGGUCACUCAAACUCAGACGAAAGUCUUUGCUCCGUCACCCCCGCAGCCACGCAGCAGCUCAAUUCCCAUGAAAGAGAAGCUCCCAUCCACAAAGGAAGGUCAGGUAAACCGGGGCAGUGUGACCAGCGGAUCGCCAGAGCUCCGUGCCUCGACUCCCAAGUCUACAGGGACUGAAAGCUCUCUCGCGACAAGCUGGACAACCAACCCAUAUGCUUCAUUCUCACCCCAAACCACCGCUGCCUCUGCGCCAUCUACCGGACGCCGCAGCAAACAGAGAAGCGCCGUGGCAGCUCGCUCAGUGGCCACUACCCCCUCCUCUUCCACCCUUCACGUACAGGUGAUUAGCACGCACGCACACCCCUCUCCCUCCUCCCAGUCCACCAUCACCAAAGAUAUCCAAACCAGCCGCGGCCAUAGAAUCACCACCCAGAAACCCGAAGGCUUCUUCUGGCAACUCGACAGCCACGGCUUCCCCUGCGCAAGAUCCGACUGCGACCGCCGCUGCAACCUCUGGGACGGCGCAACAGUCAUCUGUCCACGCUGUGGCCCCUUCUCGGAAACGCGCUACUGCUCCCGUGAGCAUUUGCUCAAAGAUAUCAAGGUGCACUGGGCGACCUGCUGCCAGAAUGUCUUCCAGCAUCCAUGCCGCGAGUCAACAAUCCCCAAGGACGUCAGAGAUGGACCUCCGUUGAUCCCAUGCUUGCAUCCGUAUGAUACACCCGAGCGCCACCGGCAGGCUGUGUACUUCAACAUGCACUCAAGCGUUGGAGACUAUUUUAUCUUUUCGGACUUUGUGGAUAUGGUUGAGGCGGGAUUUCCAGAUGACCAUUUGAAUUUGAGAUGCUCCAAUCGAGUUCUCCUCGCCGUCAAGUUCACGGACCCCAAGGCCAAGGAUUGCUUUAGACGGGUUCUUGCUGCUUGUCUCUUUGUAACCCUCGAAUCCCACGCCCUAACCGACUACCUCUUCCGCCUUAUCCGCGACAACCUCCGCACGACACCCCUCCCCCCAACAACCUCCCUGCCCACCCUCGAAGCCUCUCUAAAGCACCAACUCCACCAAGAGACCGGCGUGACGAUCCUGCCCGGCAUAACGGGCGAGAGACACGCAUGCGAAACCGACUGGACAGGAACCAACAGGCGCAACUGUCCCGACCCCGUCUGCCGCGCCGAGUACCGUCGUCUGCUCGGUUCGCUGGGCGGGCACGGGCACGAGGCGUUCGUUGAGCAUUUGGAGGCUUCAUAUUGGAUUCUCAGGGCGGCGAGGACCACCCAUCCAGAUGUCGAGGAUGCGGGUGAGAGGAUGAGGGGUGUUGGGUUUGAGGAUGUCGCGGAGGAGGAUCGUAGGGUUUUUUGUAGGGGAGAUGGAUGGGAUGGAGCUGGUGCUGGGGAGAUGGAGGUUGAGGGGUUCAAUGCUUGA